Messenger RNA from Phragmites australis (common reed), 983 nucleotides. Its product is annotated as ribulose-phosphate 3-epimerase, cytoplasmic isoform. The transcript has 8 exons. NCBI's taxonomy places the organism in Eukaryota, Viridiplantae, Streptophyta, Magnoliopsida, Poales, Poaceae. The record is from RefSeq and is a predicted model, not a curated record. Gene Ontology annotation, cellular component: cytosol. Bases 124 to 807 code for a protein of 227 amino acids. Gene Ontology annotation, biological process: pentose-phosphate shunt; carbohydrate metabolic process; pentose-phosphate shunt, non-oxidative branch. Gene Ontology annotation, molecular function: D-ribulose-phosphate 3-epimerase activity; metal ion binding.
UCCCGCACACAGGCGUGAACCAAGCCGCCGACCCGAACAAAACAUCGUGUUCCCAGUUCCCACCUCAACUACUGCCACCGAACCUUCACCACCAUCGGAGGAAGCAACCAGCGGGGACCGGCCAUGGCGGCUGCGGCUGCGAAGAUAGCGCCGUCGAUGCUGUCGUCGGACUUCGCCAACCUCGCCUCGGAGGCCGAGCGCAUGCUCCGCCUCGGCGCCGAUUGGCUCCACAUGGACAUCAUGGAUGGGCACUUCGUUCCUAAUCUGACUAUUGGGGCUCCAGUGAUCCAGAGCUUGAGGAAACACACCAAAGCAUAUUUGGACUGCCAUCUUAUGGUCACAAACCCUUCAGAUUAUGUAGAACAACUAGGAAAGGCUGGCGCCUCAGGGUUCACAUUCCAUAUAGAAGUAGCCAGAGACAACUGGCAAGAGCUCAUCCAAAGCAUUAAAUCAAAGGGUAUGCGGCCUGGUGUAUCAUUGAGACCAGGUACUGCGGUGGAGGAAGUUUUUCCCCUGGUGGAAGCGGAAAAUCCGGUAGAAUUGGUUCUUGUGAUGACAGUUGAGCCUGGCUUUGGUGGCCAGAAGUUCAUGCCAGAAAUGAUGGAUAAGGUCCGUACACUGAGAAAGAAGUACCCUUCCCUUGACAUCGAGGUCGAUGGUGGUCUAGGUCCUUCAACCAUCGAUGUCGCCGCAUCUGCCGGGGCCAACUGCAUCGUCGCUGGAAGCUCCAUAUUUGGCGCCGCUGACCCAGGAGAUGUCAUAUCGGUGCUAAGGAAGAGCGUUGAAGGAUCUCAGAACAAAAGCUGAAUUGUAUGCUCUCAGCUGUUUCUGCUGUAAACACUGCACGUCAUUCAUACGAAUCCCCGGAUUGCACCAAAAACUGUUGAGCGAGAAUAAAAUUUGCUCUUGGCACUGUUGCUACUGUCAUGUAACUGCAUUCCCUUUUGAAAGAAGACGUAAAGCUGAAGUUUCCCUUUUGUAAA